CCGCCUCGUUCUAAUCCACACGAGGAGAGGACGAGCACGACUCCAACCGGAACGCGCGAGCCUCAGCGACCGAGAGCGCACACGGACACGAAGCUCUUCCCUCCGCCAGUGCCAUCCCGCCGCCGUCGCGUGGCGGAGGAGGGCCUACCCUCUACUACAUGGCGCCCGUCUCCACCGCGCCUCGCGCGCCGCUCCCCGCGGCCGCGGCUUCCUCUCCCUGUGCGCGGCAGCUGGACCCGAACCCUAGCGGCAGCCGGUUCCUCACCACGCGGCGCCUCCGCGUCGUCCGCCACCUCGCCGGCGCGUCCCCGUCGCGCGGAGUGUCGGCCGUGCGGUGCGCCGCGCGCAGCUCCGAUGCGGACGAGGGCGGCGGGCAGCGGCGCUGGGGCUGGGAGGCGAUGCUCCACGACGUUUUCCAGGGUGCCGUGCGGCGGUGGAGCGAGUACGUCAGCAACUACUGGCCCUCGCCGCUCGCAGCGAAGGAGGCGGGUCUGGGAAAGAGGGUUGAGAGUUCUCACGAAGAGGAGGUGAUGAUUGGGGAUGAAGAAGAGGAGAGGGAGGUGGAGGAGGAAGAGGGAAAGUGGAGCUGGGAGAGGUGGAAGCGGCACUUUGCUCUGAUUGAGGAGAGCGAGCGUCUCGUUGACGAGCUACAGCUGCAACUCCGGGCUGCUGUUUAUAGAGAAGACUAUAGGAGUGCUCAUAAAUUGAGGUUGGCUAUUGCCGCUACAGCAAAAAACGACGCUGUGGGCAGAGCUAUUUCUGACUUAAAUAGGGCCAUAGAAGAGGAGCGCUACAGGGACGCAGCAUAUAUCAGAGAUCAUGCUGGUGCAGGACUGGUGGGAUGGUGGUCUGGAAUUUCCGGAAAUUCGUCUGAUCCAUAUGGUCUUAUUAUUCAUAUAGGUGCUGAACAUGGUCGAUAUGUGGCAAGAAGUUAUGAUACAAGACAGCUGGCUUCAGACGGCCCUGGUUUCCCUAUUUUUGAAAUAUACUUUGCAGAGGCAAAUGGUGGAUACAACCUGCAGGCGGUGCAUCUGAAACCAGAUGAAAAUGAUUCUGACCAAUUGCCAAGCAUGUUAAGAGAGAAACUUGGCAUCGACAGUAUAAACAUAUCUAGCAGUUCAGUAGGGUCUAAGCACGAAGAAUUCGAUGGAGGUGUAAAAAUGGAUGAUGAAGAUAGUGACGAUAACAAUAUUGCUGCUGACCCAGCUGGUUUGAAAAACUUGUCAAGCGAUUCAACUGCAGUUCCCAGGAUUAAAAUCUUGAAAGUGGUACCCAUGGAAAAUGUCAACCAAGACUACAUAAUCAAUAUUUUUGAUCAGAUUUCAGAGGAAGAUGAUGACAAUGAUGAUCCUGAGGUCGAAAAUGAAUCUUCACAGGAUAUUGGUGAUGAGGAUAACAGUGAAGGAGCAGAAAUAGUUUCUGCAGAAGAGAAUGGUGAUGAAUCUGGCGAUGAUAAUGAUAUUGAAACCUUGAUUUCUAUUGAUUUUGUCAGUGAGAAUAGCAACGAUUAUGCUUCUCAUUCAUCAGCUGAAGCUUUUGAACGAAUGCCGGCUAGAUUAGAAAAAAGAGACCGCUUCUCAUUUUCCUUCUAUACUGAACAAUACAGUAAAAAACAAGAUUCCAAAAAGGCCCAGCAGACUUCGAAAAAAACAGUUGGUUUGCGUACCAGUCAGCAGGAUGAUGAUGGUUUUGUCCAACUUGAUCGAGUAAAAUUGAGUGGCAGCAACAAGAAACUAUCGAUACUACAACUUGGCAUCAAGCAACAUAAUAACAAGAUUCAGAAAAAACUGCAUGGAGUUACCCACUUCAGCCGUAUUCAGAUGACUAUAUCUUCAGAUCCUCUUACCGGCUUAUAUGUGACUGCAUCAGGAUUUGACUCAGAAAUUCUUAGUUUGCAACGAAAAUUUGGUCAAUGGCGGGAGGAUAAUUCGUCUGAGGAGCACAGGGAUCUACUAUUCUACGAGUAUGUUGAAGCUGUAAAAUUAACAGGGGACAACCUUGUGCCAGCCGGUCAGGUUGUCUUUCGUGCAAAAGUUGGCGAACGCUAUCAGCUUCCUCAUAAGGGAAUCAUCCCUAGAGAACUCGGAGUGGUUGCUAGGUACAAAGGGCAAAGGAAAAUUGCAGAUCCUGGUUUCCAAAACCCCCGGUGGGUUGAUGGGGAGCUUUUGAUACUAGAUGGGAAGUUCAUCAGAGAUGGUCCUGUCAUAGCUUUCUUUUACUGGACAUCAAAUUUUCAUCUUUUCGAAUUCUUUAGGCAGUUGAGGCUUCCUGACUAGUUCCCCUCUAAGAGAAGAAGUUAAAGGUCAUUCCGAUCUCGCGUGACUAUGUACAUAGUUGCCUUUGGAGCCAACUGGAGUCUUGCCUGCCAUUACAUUUCCCAAGUACGGGGUUCAAUGUGGAUAACACCGGCCGUAUGUUGCGCGAGUUAAGUGGCAUCUCCAUUGACUCUGAAAACAUGCCAUGAGGGUGAAGAGAGCUCAUAAUAUCAUGCUGCCAACAUGGGUGAGCCGUGGGCACUAUCAUAUACUUAUUCCACUUCCACUUUGCUCUUCAACCUGGUUAACGACUCGAGGCCAAGGCAUUUCAACCGGGUUUGCCGCAUAAAAAACGUCCCAUAGUCCUCUGUUUCUCAGGACAAUUAGAAUUAAAGCACUUAAAGGUACAGUUAUGUAGCCGCAACCAGCAUUUAACAGUUUUGAGCGCAUCUUGAUAGUUUUCAUACAGGAACAGUUGUAUGUGAAAUAUGAGCAACAGCUUUCAAAUAAUCGAGCUGCAAACAGUGGCCAUCAUAUUUGUACAUAUAGUUUCAACCAGCAGCAGAGGCGUAGAUUGAUGUGCAUAUGCAGCUCAACACAUUUUAUAAUGUAUUGAAGUUCGUUUAACUA
This is a messenger RNA of Phragmites australis (common reed), 2885 nucleotides long. Its product is annotated as protein EXECUTER 1, chloroplastic-like. Gene Ontology annotation, biological process: singlet oxygen-mediated programmed cell death; response to singlet oxygen. The transcript has 12 exons. The coding region runs from base 159 to 2276 and encodes 705 amino acids. Gene Ontology annotation, cellular component: thylakoid membrane. The record is from RefSeq and is a predicted model, not a curated record. Lineage: Eukaryota; Viridiplantae; Streptophyta; Magnoliopsida; Poales; Poaceae.